AUGUCUGCUUCCAUCUUCCGUGCCGCCGCCCGCGGUGUCCGGGCACCCCUCGUCGCCCGCCCCGCUGCCAUGACCACGCGCGCUGCCUUUGUCCAGAAGGCCGCCUUCAGCGCCGGUGCUCGGCUCCGGUCUGAGCACCAGGAGGAGACCUUUGAGGAGUUCACCGCCAGAUAUGAGAAGGAGUUUGACUCUGUCCAGGACGUCUUCGAGCUCCAGCGCAACCUGAACAACGCCUUCGCCUACGACCUGGUCCCGUCGCCGUCUGUGCUGAUUGCUGCGUUAAAAGCCGCCCGGAGAGUCAACGACUACCCGACCGCCGUCCGCGUUUUCGAGGGCAUCAAGGCCAAGGUCGAGAACAAGGGCCAGUACCAGCAGUACCUUGAGGAGCUCAAGCCCUUGAAGGAGGAGCUCGGCAUUGUCCUGAAGGAGGAGCUGUACCCCGAGGAGUCCGCCUAA
This is a messenger RNA of Sporothrix brasiliensis 5110, 456 nucleotides long. Its product is annotated as cytochrome c oxidase subunit 5a. Gene Ontology annotation, biological process: mitochondrial electron transport, cytochrome c to oxygen. The transcript is spliced from 3 exons. NCBI's taxonomy places the organism in Eukaryota, Fungi, Ascomycota, Sordariomycetes, Ophiostomatales, Ophiostomataceae. Bases 1 to 456 code for a protein of 151 amino acids. The record is from RefSeq and is a predicted model, not a curated record. Gene Ontology annotation, cellular component: mitochondrial inner membrane.